Molecule: messenger RNA, 2642 nt
Organism: Juglans regia (Persian walnut)
Lineage: Eukaryota; Viridiplantae; Streptophyta; Magnoliopsida; Fagales; Juglandaceae
Product: ATP-dependent zinc metalloprotease FTSH 4, mitochondrial-like
Exons: 7
Coding region: 214-2367 (717 amino acids)
Biological process (GO): proteolysis
Cellular component (GO): chloroplast thylakoid; membrane
Molecular function (GO): ATP-dependent peptidase activity; ATP hydrolysis activity; ATP binding
Source: RefSeq, a predicted model, not a curated record
AGAGAGCGCUCAGCAUCACACGGUCUUACACACCGUUCGAUUAUUCCUCCCAACUCCAACGUACGCACCCUCUCCGUCGCUCAUUUCCUCCUCGAUUUCUUCCUAGCCGAAGCAGAGUUAUACCACGCAUAAAACCUUUAGAGGGGGAGAGAGAGAGAGAGAGGAGGUUCCCGAGAGGUAAAAGGUAGGACCUUGUUGGUCUCUGAAGAAGAUAUGGCAUGGAGGCGCCUCAUCACUCAGGUUUCAAGGCACCAAUCUGAGUUGGGACAAGUUAAGAAUUUGUUUGUGAGAACUUAUUUCCCUGUCAAUAAGUUUGGACGUGGUGGAGGGAAUAGGUUUUUAAGUGCUCAAGAGAGGUGCCAGUCUAGCUAUGUUGGUAGUCUAGCUCGCAGGGUACGUGAUGUAGAUGAAGCUAGCGAGGUUGCACAUCUUAAAGAACUUUACCAUAGAAAUGAUCCUGAAGCAGUAAUAAGACUAUUUGAAAGUCAACCAUCUUUACAUUCUAACCCUUCGGCACUUUCCGAAUAUGUUAAGGCAUUGGUCAAGGUUGAUCGGUUGAAUGAAAGUGAGUUACUCAAGACAUUGCAGAGAGGCAUUGCAAACAAAGGUAAGGAGGAAGAAAGUAUUGGCGGUCUUUCAGCUUUUAGGAAUGUGGGAAAAGCUACAAAAGAUGGUAUUCUUGGAACUGCAAGUGCUCCUAUUCAUAUGGUAGCUACUGAAGGAGGGCAAUUCAAAGAGCAGUUGUGGCGUACAAUUCGCACUAUCGCACUUGCCUUUCUCUUGAUAUCUGGUGCAGGAGCACUCAUUGAGGAUAGGGGAAUCAGUAAAGGGCUUGGCCUACAUGAAGAAGUGCAACCUAGCUUGGAAUCUAAUACAAAAUUCAACGAUGUAAAAGGGGUUGAUGAGGCAAAGGCAGAGCUUGAAGAAAUUGUUCACUAUCUCCGAGACCCCAAGCGCUUUACUCGUUUAGGUGGCAAGCUCCCAAAAGGUGUUUUGCUUGUUGGCCCACCUGGCACUGGCAAAACGAUGUUAGCUAGAGCUAUAGCUGGAGAAGCUGGGGUACCUUUCUUCUCCUGUAGUGGCAGUGAGUUUGAAGAAAUGUUUGUUGGCGUUGGAGCUCGAAGAGUAAGGGAUCUUUUUUCUGCUGCAAAGAAGCGGUCACCUUGCAUAAUAUUCAUCGACGAGAUAGAUGCCAUAGGAGGAAGUCGUAACCCAAAAGACCAGCAGUACAUGAAAAUGACUUUGAAUCAGUUGCUUGUUGAACUGGAUGGCUUCAAACAAAAUGAGGGAAUUAUAGUGAUUGCUGCCACUAAUUUCCCGGAGUCAUUAGAUAAGGCAUUGGUGAGACCUGGACGUUUUGAUCGUCACAUUGUUGUUCCUAAUCCAGAUGUUGAAGGACGAAGGCAGAUUAUGGAAUCCCACAUGUCAAAGGUUCUCAAGGCAGACGAUGUUGAUUUGAUGAUUAUUGCUAGGGGAACUCCCGGGUUCUCAGGUGCUGAUCUGGCAAACUUGGUCAACAUUGCUGCUCUAAAGGCUGCUAUGGAUGGUGCUAAAGCAGUGAGCAUGGCCGAUCUAGAGUAUGCAAAGGACAAGAUUAUGAUGGGAAGUGAACGUAAAUCUGCUGUGAUAUCUGAUGAAUCACGAAGGCUGACAGCUUUCCAUGAGGGAGGCCAUGCCCUCGUAGCUAUCCAUACCGAUGGGGCUCUUCCAGUUCACAAGGCAACAAUAGUUCCCCGUGGGAUGUCGCUUGGCAUGGUUGCCCAAUUGCCCGACAAGGAUGAGACAAGUAUCUCUCUUAAGCAGAUGCUUGCCCGACUUGAUGUUUGCAUGGGAGGACGGGUUGCAGAAGAGCUCAUAUUUGGAGAAAGUGAAGUUACUUCUGGUGCAUCUUCGGACCUCCAGCAAGCAACUUCACUCGCAAGAGCAAUGGUUACGAAGUAUGGUAUGAGCAAAGAAGUUGGGCUUGUUUCUCACAACUAUGAUGACAACGGGAAGAGCAUGAGCACGGAGACUAGGCUCCUUAUCGAGAAAGAAGUGAAGAACUUUUUGGAAAGGGCUUACAACAAUGCGAAAACCAUUCUUACCACCCAUAGCAAGGAGCUUCAUGCACUUGCAAGUGCCUUGCUUGAGCACGAGACACUUUCGGGAAGUCAGAUCAAGGCUUUGCUUGCCCAAGUCAACUCUCAGCUGCAACAGCAGCAGCAACAGCAACAACUGGUUACGACACAGAGUAGUAACUCACAGUCCAACCCAGUGCCGCCCUCACCACCCAAUCCAGCUGCAUCUGCUGCUGCAGCGGCAGCUGCAGCCGCUGCUGCCGCAACUGCCGCAGCCAAGUCUAAGGGCAUUGCUCCCGUGGGAUCAUAGCAUGACGGAAGUUGGGUCUCUGAUCCUUUGCCAAGUGCCUAAUUGUCAGAUUCAAUGUGCAUAUAGUAAUUAACUUACCAGCCUUCCGUGGAGUACUGUAGUCUGUUUGGUGCACCGUGAGGUUUUAUUCUUGUAUCACUGUGACUCAAAUUGACUGAAUACUAUUGAAGGAAUCAAUUGGGAGUGAGUCUAGCAGUUAUGAUUAAGAAGAAAGAUGACUGGAAGUAAUCUGCUGUUUUUGUUUUUCCAAAAUAAUAUUUCUUGUUUUUAGUCUU